AUGGAGAAUCUCAUCGGCAUGGGCAUAACUGGCUUGAUCCUGCUGGUUCUCUGGAUUCUGCUGUUUCAGCUCAGUACAGCCAGAGAAGCCACCAAGAUGGCACCAGGAGACUGCAAGAGCCAGGCCCCUCCCAACAUCCUGUGUACUGCCACCGGCCAUCAUCAGAACCAGCAUCAUGUCACCCACAUUCAGCAGCCUAAUGGUGUCUUGGUGAGUCCUGGAAGGGAAUGGAGGUUCUUCUUGGUCCAGGGGAUCUGGGCACAUGCGGGUGGUCAUGACAAGUCCUCCCUGUCUGCCUGGCCAAGCCCUGUGGUGCCUCAAGGAAGAUACGUGACUCUUCAGUGUCACUCUCAUUUUUCUUUUCACGUCUUCUGGCUGUAUAAGGAAGAUGGGGCCCAUGUUCCUGAGUUCCAGGGCAAACUAUUCUGGAAUAGCUUCUUCAUGGGCCCUGUGACUCCAGCACAUGCAGGCCCCUACAGAUAUUGUGCUUUUUACCCUCUCUCCCCCUCUGGAUGGUCAGCACUCAGCAAACUCCUGUCAAUCAUGGUCACAGGAAUCUACAGAAAAUCUUCCCUUUUGGCCCUCCCAAAUCCCCUGAUGAGAUCGGAAGGAAAUGUGACCCUGCAGUGCUGCUCAGAGAUCAUGUUUGAGAGUUUCAUUCUGAUUGUGCACAGAGAGCGGAAGCCUGAAGACAUUUUGCACCUUGUUGGCAAGCUCCAUGGUGGGAGCUCUCAAGCCAACUUCUCUGUGGGUCCUGUGACACCUGCCCAUGCAGGGACCUACAGGUGCUAUGGUUCUGUCGGUCACUCCUCCUAUGAGUGGUCAACUCCCAGUGAUGCCCUGGAUAUUGUGAUCACAGGUCUAUACAAGAAACGUUCCCUCUCAGCCCAGCUGGGCCACAUGGUGAUGUCAGAAGAGAAUGUGAGCUUGUCCUGCAGCUCCAAGAUCCCAUUUCACAUGUACCAUCUGUCCAGAAAGGGGGAGGCCAGUGACUGCUGGCUUCCCACAGUGGAAAGCCACAAUGGUGCAUUCUAGACCAACUUCCCUCUAGGCCCUAUGACCCAUGCAGGGGCCUAUAGAUGCUAUGGCUCUUUCAGGAACUCUCUGUAUAAGUGGUCAGCCCCAAGUGACCCUCUGCACCUUGGUGUCACAGGUAAGAAGCCCCAUGACUCUGAUGGAGAAGACUCAGAGGCAGUGACAUACAUAGAGGUGGAUCAUCAUAUUUUCCAGAAAAAAAUUACUCCCUCUUCCCAGAGGCCCAAGAACGCAGAUACCAGUGUGUACAUGGACCUUGCUAAGCCUAGAUCAAGAAUUAUCUCCUGA
Messenger RNA from Otolemur garnettii (small-eared galago), 1323 nucleotides. RefSeq names its product putative killer cell immunoglobulin-like receptor like protein KIR3DP1. Lineage: Eukaryota; Metazoa; Chordata; Mammalia; Primates; Galagidae. The record is from RefSeq and is a predicted model, not a curated record.